AAGAGGUAGGCUCGCAUGCUUAAUUCUUCCUCUUUCUCUUUCCCUCAAGAUGACCAUGGGAAACUGAAGAACACGGCCUUACCACACAUGUUCUUGUUGAUGCACCAGUGGUAUCUGCCAUCUGCUGAACUGGUGGGAAAACUCCUCAACACGUAUCGUGAUGCCGGCAGUUCCCAAUCAAAGAUCCUUCAACUUAAAAUAUGUCAGCUGGUCAGUUUCUGGAUUUCUGAGUUCCCAGCAGAGUUUAACCUGGACAGUGGCCUGGCAGAGCAGGUGAAAGAGCUCCAGGAAACAGCAAGCCGGGAGGGACACCGGAGACACAGCCAGUUGGUGGACAUCUCCCAGGUACCUUCAUAUGAGUGGAAGAGGCAGAUCACACAACGCAACCAUGUGACACAGAAGAAGAGGAAAAUGUCCCUAUUUUUUGACCAUCUGGGACCUUUGGAGUUGGCCGAACACUUGACCUAUCUGGAAUACAGAUCAUUCUGUCGGAUCCUGUUCCAGGAUUUUCACAGUUUUGCAAAGCACGGCUGUACCAAGGACAAUCCCAUCCUUGAGCGGUUCAUCAGUCUCUUUAACAGUGUCUCCCAGUGGGUGCAAAUGAUGGUUCUGAGCAUGCACACUCCACAGCAGAGAGCUGAGGUCAUCACCAAGUUUGUCCACAUGGCCCAGAGGCUCCUCCAGCUGCAGAAUUACAACACGUUGAUGGCGGUCGUCGGCGGUUUGAGUCACAGUGCGAUCUCCCGUCUGAAAGAGACGUACCACUAUAUCAGUGCUGACGUUAUAAAGAUUUCAGAUGAACUGACUGAGCUGGUCACCACCUGUGGCAAUUAUGGGAAUUACCGGAAGCAUUUUGCAGACGGGUCUGGUUUCAAAUUCCCCAUCCUCGGCGUGCACCUGAAGGACCUGCUGGCCGUACACCUGGCGCUGUCUGACUGGUCCGAGGAGGGCAGGGUCAACGUGGUCAAGAUGCAGCAGCUCUACGUCAUUCUGAAUGAGUUGGUCCAGGUGCAGGCCACGGCCCCACCCAUCGAGCCGAACAAGGACCUUGUCAACCUUCUGACGGUCUCCCUUGAUCAAUACCACACAGAUGACGAGAUCUACAAACUUUCCCUGCUAAGGGAACCUCGCACUUCAAAGUCCACGCCAUCCAGUCCGACUCCACCCAAACCCUCAGUGAUCGAUGAGUGGGCAUCAUCUGUCAAACCAAAAACUGACCCUGAAUUAAUUAAUAAGCACAUCUACAAGAUGGUUGAGUCUGUCUUCAGGAACUUUGACGUUGACCAAGAUGGCUACAUCUCACAGAAAGAGUUUAACAUUAUAUCUUCUAACUUCCCCUAUCUGGACAGGUUCAGUGUUCUGGAUGAGAACAAAGAUGGUCAGAUCAGCAGAGAUGAAAUGAUUACGUACUUCAAGCAAGCUAACUCACUUCUCAACUGCAAGAUGGGAUUCAUUCAUAACUUCAUGGAGACCACGUACUUGAAACCCACCUUCUGUGAUCACUGCAAGAGCUUUAUCUGGGGUUUAUACAAACAAGGCUACAAGUGUAAAGCCUGUGGAAUCAGCUGUCACAAACAGUGUAAGAGCCUCCUGGUGAAGGAGUGUCGUAAACGCACCAAGAGUAUUAGCCUGGACAGUCCGGGUCCCACACUCAGGAGAUCUUUCAGCGUACCUGCCACACACUCAGCUCCUAGUUCUGAAGUUCUUCAGGAAGAGGUUGAAACUCUGGAAGACGAUGUACAGGACAUCCAUCUGUGAACAACACCCAAUGUCUGGUUCAAACCAUCAUCCCAGUUGCAAGGUGUGACACUGUUGAAUGGGACCAAUGACUGUUCCACAUAUUUGAUUCAGAUGUGAAUGACCACAUGGCCUGCUUCUGUCUUCAUAACCUGCAAGCACGUUUUGUGCAUUUCCCUUCAAUGUGUCUCCAUUGGCUUUUACUUACUUGAUCAAUCACCAAGCAUCAAAUGCUGUUGUUAUUGACUGGCCUCAGUGGCAGUGGCCAGCAGUUGCCUGAUCGAUUACCAUUGGAACUGCACAUGAUGGAAACUGCUUUAGAGUGGGGUAUGGGGUUAAAUGGACUCUCAACAAAGUCCCCAUUCACCAUUGCUAUUUAUUCUAUGUAACUCCCACAAAUUGCUCAUCUGUUUUGGUAGUUUGUCUUCACAUUUGUAUAACAGUCCAAAUAAAAUGACAGCCG
This is a messenger RNA of Mobula hypostoma (lesser devil ray), 2200 nucleotides long. RefSeq names its product RAS guanyl-releasing protein 2. Gene Ontology annotation, cellular component: plasma membrane. The coding region runs from base 16 to 1758 and encodes 580 amino acids. NCBI's taxonomy places the organism in Eukaryota, Metazoa, Chordata, Chondrichthyes, Myliobatiformes, Myliobatidae. Gene Ontology annotation, molecular function: calcium ion binding; guanyl-nucleotide exchange factor activity. Gene Ontology annotation, biological process: positive regulation of GTPase activity; Ras protein signal transduction. The record is from RefSeq and is a predicted model, not a curated record. The transcript is spliced from 15 exons.